Molecule: messenger RNA, 612 nt
Organism: Dipodomys ordii (Ord's kangaroo rat)
Lineage: Eukaryota; Metazoa; Chordata; Mammalia; Rodentia; Heteromyidae
Gene: Spp2
Product: secreted phosphoprotein 2, 24kDa
Exons: 7
Coding region: 1-612 (203 amino acids)
Biological process (GO): bone remodeling
Cellular component (GO): extracellular region
Source: RefSeq, a predicted model, not a curated record
AUGGAGAAGUGGGCACUGAAGAUACUGGUGGUGUUUUCCGUCGUACUGGACAGCCGGUUUUGCUCAGGUUUCCCGGUGUAUGAUUACGACCCCUCCUUGCUGCGGGAAGCCCUCCGUGCCUCUGUGGCCGAGGUGAACUCGCAGGCCCUGAGUCCCUACCUGUUCCGAGCAGUCCGAAAUUCGUUAAAAAGAGUCAAUGUCCUGGAUGAGGACAGCUUGAUUAUGAAUUUAGAGUUCAGUGUUCGAGAAACAAUGUGCCUGAGAGACAGUGGAGAAGACCCCUCUGCCUGUGCCUUCCAGAGGGGCUACUACCUGCCAACAGCCUGGUGUAGGAGCACCGUGCAGCUGUCUGCACAGCAGGUGCGGGACACGUGGGCUCAUUGCCGCUGGGCCUCCACAUCCGAGUCCAACAGCAGCGAGGAGAUGAUUUUUGGGGAUAUGGCCAGAUCCUACAGAUGGAGGAAUUAUCUCCUGGAUCGCAUUCCUGACGAGACCCGAAGAGAGCAAACCUACCACCCGUCUCUUGAGAUCAUGAGAAGGCGUUCUCUUCCUGGAAAUCGAAGGGACCUGAACCGCAGGCACAGAGCAAGAAUGAAUGCUGGCUUUGAGUGA